Myotis myotis is the source of this 2028-nucleotide messenger RNA. RefSeq names its product TATA-box binding protein associated factor 7 (gene TAF7). Gene Ontology annotation, molecular function: RNA polymerase II general transcription initiation factor activity. NCBI's taxonomy places the organism in Eukaryota, Metazoa, Chordata, Mammalia, Chiroptera, Vespertilionidae. The coding region runs from base 449 to 1534 and encodes 361 amino acids. The transcript has a single exon. Gene Ontology annotation, biological process: transcription initiation at RNA polymerase II promoter; regulation of transcription by RNA polymerase II; RNA polymerase II preinitiation complex assembly. Gene Ontology annotation, cellular component: transcription factor TFIID complex. The record is from RefSeq and is a predicted model, not a curated record.
GGAUCGUAAGUAUCCGAGGCGAAGAGAGCUCACUGCGCCCCGCUUUUUGACUGCCUUUGCUCCGGGAAAGUGUGGAUUGGGAGUGUCCGCUGGGGCCGUAACUUUCUGUGCUGCAAGUCAUUCUGCAGAAGCCACCAUUUGCUUUUCUGCUCGCUAGCUCUCUGCAUUGUCCGGCAGCGGCAUCUAGAGGUUGGAACUUGGCAUUGCAGCUAAUAUAUUUAAAUGGACCUAACUGAAUAAGCCAGUUGCUGUCAGUAACAACGUAUUAAGUCACAGCAUAUUUAAAAAGACUUGGUGCUUAAUUUAAAAUUAAGAAAAUAGAUGCUUAGCUGCUGUAAUACUUAAAUAUUUCAAUUUAUAAUAAACUGGUCCUUCUAACUGUUGCAAUAACUGGAACUUUUUAGUGCAACAAGUGGCUAUUAGAGAAGUGAGUCACAAAGAAAGAAAGAUGAGUAAGAGCAAAGAUGAUGCUCCUCACGAACUAGAGAGCCAGUUCAUCCUACGUCUACCUCCGGAAUACGCCUCUACUGUGAGGCGGGCAGUACAGUCUGGCCAUGUCAAUCUGAAGGACAGACUGACAAUAGAGUUACACCCAGAUGGGCGCCAUGGAAUUGUCAGAGUGGACCGGGUCCCACUGGCCUCAAAAUUGGUAGAUCUGCCUUGUGUUAUGGAAAGUUUGAAAACCAUUGAUAAAAAAACCUUUUACAAGACAGCUGAUAUCUGUCAGAUGCUUGUAUCCACAGUUGAUGGUGAUCUCUAUCCUCCAGUGGAGGAACCAGUUGCAGCUGCUGCAACUCCUGCAGGUGCUGCUGCUGCUGCUGCUGCUGACCCCAAAGCAAGCAAAAAGAAGGAUAAGGACAAAGAGAAAAAGUUUAUAUGGAACCAUGGAAUCACUCUGCCUCUAAAAAAUGUCAGGAAGAGAAGGUUCCGGAAGACAGCAAAGAAGAAGUAUAUUGAAUCUCCAGAUGUGGAAAAAGAGGUGAAGCGUUUGCUGAGUACAGAUGCUGAAGCUGUCAGCACUCGUUGGGAAAUAAUUGCUGAAGAUGAAACAAAAGAAACAGAAAAUCAAAGCCUUGAUAUCUCUUCUCCAGGAAUGUCAGGCCACAGGCAAGGCCAUGACUCAUUAGAACAUGAUGAGCUUCGGGAGAUUUUCAAUGACCUCAGCAGCAGCAGUGAAGAUGAAGAUGAGACACAGCAUCAAGAUGAGGAAGAUAUAAACAUCAUCGACACUGAAGAAGAUCUGGAAAGACAGCUACAGGACAAGCUAAAUACAUCAGAUGAACAGCACCAAGAAAAUGAGGGGACCAACCAGCUGGUUAUGGGAAUUCAGAAACAGAUUGAUAACAUAAAAGGCAAGCUCCAAGAGACCCAGGAUCGGGCAAAACGGCAGGAAGACCUCAUCAUGAAAGUGGAAAACCUGGCCCUCAAGAACAGAUUUCAGGCUGUGCUGGAUGAACUCAAACAAAAGGAAGACCGAGAAAAGGAGCAGCUCAGCUCUUUGCAAGAAGAGCUAGAAUCACUCCUAGAAAAGUAAGAGGAGUUUGUUACUUAAUAUCAUCCUGUAGAGUGGUCAACAUUGGGAGAAAAAUUUUGGCUUCAUCACCUGGACUAAAUAUAACUUUUUAGUAAUUCCCAAUUCCUCUGCUGCCUUCUAUUGAAUUUGUCUUACUGACAACUAUAAAUGUGAAUUUCUAUUUCACUUGUCUCUCAGAACUUGGCUAGGUGUUUAUCCUGUAGAAAGGAGUAAUGUAUGACAGAUAAAUGUAGAAAAGUUGUAAGAUUAGUGGAACUAACAGUUCAACUUUAGUAAUCACAACUUUACUGCUGGACUUUGCUGUUUCUCCAUUUGCCACAAGCUGCUAUUGCUAGUUUGUGAGUUUGUGAAGCCAUCUAGGAUCAAGAAGAGUAGUCUAGAGGUAGUGAAGCUAAUUUGCAUAUGUUUUCCCACACGGUAGUUAUUUUUCUAUAUGUAGAAUUGCAAAUCAUUUUAUAAAGUUUAACAAUAAAUAAAAACUAGUUUUCACCUCA